AGUCUUGAGCCCCCAGUUCCUGAGAGAAGAACCCUGAGGAACAGACGUUCCCGGCGGCCCUGGCACCUCCAACCCCGGACGUGCUGCUGCUGCUGCUGCUCCUGCUCUGGGGGAGGGAGAGGGUGGAGGGACAGGGACAACGGCGGGCAUGGUUACGCGCUGCAAGUGCAGAGGGAGGUGACAGUGCAGGAGGGCCUGUGCGUCGAUGUGCCCUGCUCCUUCUCCCACCCCAAGACUGACUCUCCAGAAGUUCAUGGCUACUGGUUCCAGCAAGGGGCUAACACAGCCCAGGACGCUCCAGCGGCCACGAACAACCUAAAACGACAAGUGAAGAAGGAGAUCCAGGGCCGAUCGGCCUCUGGAAACCCGCAGAUGAACAACUGCUCCCUGAGCAUCAGAGACGCCAGGAGGAAGGACCAGGGGUUAUUUUUCUUUCGCAUUGAGAGAGGACACGUGAAAUGGAACUACGUAUCCAACCAGCUCCACGUGUUGGUGACGGUCCUGACCCACAGGCCCAGUAUCUCCACCCUGGGGACCAUGGAGUCUGGCCGCCCCGGAAACCUGGCCUGCUCUGUGCCCUGGGCCUGUAAGCAGGGGGUGCCCCCUACCAUAUCCUGGAUGGGGACCUCCGUGUCCUCCCCAGGCCUCACCACAACCCGCUCCUCAGUGCUCACCCUCAUCCCAGAGCCCCAGGACCACGGCCCCAACCUCACCUGUCAGGUGACCUUGCCUGGGAUGGAUGCGACCAUGACCAGGACCAUCCAACUCAAUGUGUCCUACCCUCUUCAGAACUUGACCGUGACUGUCUUCCAAGUGAAUGGCACAGCAUCCACAGCCUGGGACAGCUCAUCCCACUCAGUCCGGGAGGGCCAGUCUCUGCGCCUGGUCUGUGCUGUCGACAGCAAUCCCCCUGCCAGGCUGAGCUGGACCCGAGGGAGCCUGACCCUGAGUCCCUCACAGUCCUCGAACCCUGGGCUGCUGGAGCUGCCUCAAGUGCACAUGAAGGAUGAAGGGGAAUUCACCUGCUGAGCUCAGAACCCUCGGGGCUCCCAGCACAUUUCCCUGAGCCUCUCCCUGCAGAAUGAGGGCACAGGCACCACAUGGCCUGUAUCAGGAGUGAUGCUGUGGGCGGUCGGGGGAGCUGGAGCCACAGCCCUGGCCUUCCUGUCCUUCUGUGUCAUCUUCAUGGUAGUGAGGUCCUGCAGGAAGAAAUCGGCAAGGCCAGCAGCGGGCAUCGGGGAUAUGGGCAUGAAGGAUGCAAACGCCAUCAGGGGCUCAGCCUGUCAGGUGAGCAAUGUGGGCGUCUCCACACCCAGCAUUCAGCCUGGACACCUCCCACAGGAUGGCCUCCAGGAUUGCUCAACUAGUCAUGGCCAAAGUUAUCUCCUCAUCUCCUCCUCCUACCUACAAGCCGGCUUCUCCUGCAGGAUUCCCCAUCUUGCUGACAGCAUGGCAGCCCCUCCCAGACCAGGCAUGGAGGAGAGUUGCCUCCUCUCUGUCCUCCCUGUCUUCCUCUACAGCUGAAAAUUCACCAUAUCUUGUCAAUUUGCCCCACAAAGGACAGCUAGCAUCACCCCCGCCCAUCCUGACCCUCUCAUUGCUGAGGCCUCAGGAUCUUUUCCCUGGACCUUGUCACCUCCCUACUUCUCACCUCCCCUUCCCUAUCUGGAGGGACCAUCUGGAAGGCAUCACUGCCCAGUUCUUCUGCAUUUGGACAGCUGUCCUCCACCCCCAUUGUCUAGAUCAGAGGCCAGCAAACAUUUUCUGAAAGGCCAGAUGGUAAAUAUUUUUGGCUUUGUGGACUAUACAGUUGUUGUUGCAGCUACUCAGCUCUGCUACUGUAGAAUGAAAUUAGCCAUAGACCACGUGUUAAUGGUGAGUUGGACUGUGUUCCAAUAAAACUUUAUUGACAAAACAAGCAGUGGGCCAGAUUCAAUGCAAGGGCUGUAGUUUGCCAACCCCUGAUAAAGCCCAAACUCCUCAGCCUGGAGCCCUGCACAUUCUGGCCUGUUAGGUACCCACCUUUCCAGGAGGGCCAGAGUUAGGAUGAGAAGAAUGAGGCACUUGCUUUGAAUGCAACAUUUAAGGGAACGCCAAAAAUCUCAGUAAUUGAGAAAAACAAAGUUACAUGCAUUGUUUUUUAAAACAUCAAAAUUAAAUUUAAAAAACCAAUGAUAAGCCAAUAUCAAGAUUUUAAAUAAUGACAGGUUCAAUAAACUGAAGUGGCCAGGCGUGGUGGCUCACACCUAUAAUCCCAGCACUUUAGGAGGUUGA
This is a messenger RNA of Piliocolobus tephrosceles (Ugandan red Colobus), 2274 nucleotides long. Its product is annotated as sialic acid-binding Ig-like lectin 8. Gene Ontology annotation, molecular function: sialic acid binding. Gene Ontology annotation, cellular component: plasma membrane. The record is from RefSeq and is a predicted model, not a curated record. NCBI's taxonomy places the organism in Eukaryota, Metazoa, Chordata, Mammalia, Primates, Cercopithecidae. Gene Ontology annotation, biological process: cell adhesion.